Molecule: messenger RNA, 1824 nt
Organism: Drosophila elegans
Lineage: Eukaryota; Metazoa; Arthropoda; Insecta; Diptera; Drosophilidae
Gene: L2HGDH
Product: L-2-hydroxyglutarate dehydrogenase, mitochondrial
Exons: 3
Coding region: 278-1648 (456 amino acids)
Molecular function (GO): (S)-2-hydroxyglutarate dehydrogenase activity; (S)-2-hydroxy-acid oxidase activity
Source: RefSeq, a predicted model, not a curated record
CCCACUUUACCAUUAAUCCGUCACACUUAUCAAUUAGCGCGUUUAUGACUGUCCCCCGACCCCAAAAACGCCCAGAUGCUCGUCCCGUGAACAUAUUUAUUUUCUCUCGCCGCACGGAGAACUUCCACGGGCUUCAGUCUGUCGAUACGCUCGGAGGCGGUCUGUACGCACAAUUUGGCGCAGGAGACGGCAAGGUCAGGCAAGGUCUUUGUUUGGACUGGCGAAAAAUCCGAAUUGUACUCGUGUGUGAGGGUGGUGAAAGGAGAAAGCAAGAGAAAUGUCACAGGUGCGACUGUUGGUACAAGGAUUGCGGCGGGGACUGCUCAAUGGGGGCGUAGCCACGCCCCACGACUCCGCUGCCCAGGUAGCGACCCAAAAACGAAACAGCUCAACGACCUGCGGAGAUUAUGAUCUGGUUGUGGUUGGUGGUGGUAUUGUUGGCGCUGCCUCUGCCCGAGAGAUCCUCCUGCGUCAUCCUACCCUGAAAGUGGCAAUCUUGGAAAAAGAGUCGAAGCUGGCAAAGCACCAGAGUGGACACAACUCCGGAGUCAUCCAUGCCGGCAUUUACUAUAAGCCCGGAACCCUGAAAGCCCGCCUUUGUGUGGAGGGCAUGCACUUGGCGUACGCCUAUUUGGAUGAGCACAAGAUCCCGUACAAGAAGACCGGCAAACUGAUUGUGGCCACGGAUGAGAAGGAGGUGAAGCUGCUGGAGGAUCUGGAGAAGCGUGGCAUUGCCAACAAUGUUCCGGACCUGAGGAUGAUCGAAGGCUGUGAGAUCCAGGAGAUCGAACCUUAUUGCCAGGGGCUAAAGGCUCUCCACAGUCCGCACACCGGAAUCGUUGACUGGGGACUGGUUACGCAGCAUUAUGGCCAGGAUUUCAAACGGUCUGGUGGUGACAUCUUUCUGGAUUUCAAUGUCAGCAAGUUCAGCGAGACCAAGGAGGGCACCGAUUACCCGGUGACCAUUCAUGGCGCUACACCCGGACAAACGGUGCGCACCAAGAACGUCCUGACCUGCGGUGGACUGCAAUCCGAUCUGCUGGCUGAGAAGACAGGGUGCCUCAGAGAUCCCCGGAUUGUGCCGUUCCGCGGGGAGUACUUGCUGCUGAGCAAGGAGAAGCAGCAUAUGGUCAAGGGUAAUAUUUAUCCGGUGCCCGAUCCACGCUUCCCCUUCCUGGGAGUUCACUUCACGCCGCGAAUGGACGGGUCCGUCUGGCUGGGACCAAAUGCCGUAUUGGCCCUGAAGCGAGAGGGUUACACCUGGGGUGACAUUAAUCUUUUCGAACUAUUCGACGCCCUGCGCUAUCCGGGCUUCGUUAAGAUGGCCAGCAAAUACAUCGGCUUUGGGCUGAGCGAGAUGUCCAAGUCGUGGUUCAUCAAUCUGCAAAUCAAGGCGCUGCAAAAGUACAUCCCGGACGUCACAGAGUACGACAUCCAACGCGGCCCCGCAGGAGUGCGGGCCCAGGCCAUGGAUCUGCAGGGCAACCUGGUGGACGACUUUGUCUUUGAUCGUGGCGAGGGAUCCGGACCGCUGGCCAAGCGGGUGCUCCACUGCAGAAAUGCACCGUCGCCGGGAGCGACCAGCAGUCUGGCCAUCGCCAAGAUGAUAGCCGACAAGAUCGAGACAGAGUUCUCCAUCGGCAAGUGAUAACGAAAAUUAUAAAAAAAAUUCAAUCAAAAGACCAAAAUUAUCCGGAAAUCACAAUAUGCCCAAAAUUCUGCCUUUAUAGGGUAUCAGUAACCACUGAUCUGAGUAUUUUGCAUUUUGUUUUUGUUGUUGCAUAUUUUGUAUUAAAAUUAACAAUUAAAGAAGUUUUAACUAUU